Messenger RNA from Mycotypha africana, 813 nucleotides. Its product is annotated as Nse1 non-SMC component of SMC5-6 complex-domain-containing protein. Gene Ontology annotation, cellular component: Smc5-Smc6 complex; nucleus. The coding region runs from base 1 to 813 and encodes 270 amino acids. Gene Ontology annotation, molecular function: ubiquitin-protein transferase activity. The record is from RefSeq and is a predicted model, not a curated record. Gene Ontology annotation, biological process: DNA damage tolerance; double-strand break repair via homologous recombination. Lineage: Eukaryota; Fungi; Mucoromycota; Mucoromycetes; Mucorales; Mycotyphaceae. The transcript has 2 exons.
AUGGCAAGCAGUCCUUAUACAGAUACACAUCGUCUAUUUGUUCAAUCUAUGCUUUCAAAACGCAUUAUACCCGAAGAAGAGGCGAAAGAACUAUAUGAAAAAGUUCGGCAAGUAACUCAAAGUAAAGAGAAACAAUUAACGUCUUUCAAUCGAUGGUAUGAGGAUCUGAUCGAUCAACUUUACAAAGACCCUAGCGAAGAGGGUUUUACCAAUUUUUUUGCAACUAUAAAUACUCAAUUAGAAACACUCGAUUAUGCUUUAAGAAUCACUCACAGAGAGUAUGAUGGUAGUCCUUUCCUUACACUUGUCAACGUAAAGCAAGAUCCAAUGACAGAAGUUGCAACCAACUAUUCAGCUAGCGAACUAGGCUACAUACGUGAACUGAUCGAUAUGAUCGUGAAUGCUGACAAUGAAGACUUUGCUAUCUCCACUAUGGCUGCCAUCCAGUUAGGCAAUAAGAUCAAACCACUGAAGCUUACUCCCAAAGAAACGCAAGACGUCUUAGAAAGACUGAUUGAGGAUAAAUGGAUUGCAGAGGAAGAGUCCAAUGGUGUGUAUUACUUAAACACACGAGCCAUUUCUGAACUUCAAAGCUAUUUACGUGAACAAUAUGCAGAUUUGAUCAAAGAAUGCACUUUUUGUUUGGACGUAGUUACUAUGGGUGAAUACUGUGCCAUUAGCCAAUGUCCCGUUAGAUACCAUAAAUAUUGUGCUGACAGUCAGUUUAGAAAUACAAAUAAUCCUGUUUGUCCACAAUGUAACACACCUUGGUCAAGGACAAAUACUUUUGGCAAAGGUUUACCUCCCAGUUAG